Molecule: messenger RNA, 1953 nt
Organism: Pteropus alecto (black flying fox)
Lineage: Eukaryota; Metazoa; Chordata; Mammalia; Chiroptera; Pteropodidae
Gene: ODAPH
Product: odontogenesis associated phosphoprotein
Exons: 2
Coding region: 233-679 (148 amino acids)
Biological process (GO): positive regulation of enamel mineralization
Source: RefSeq, a predicted model, not a curated record
CUACAGUUCUGCUCCAAGGACAGAUGAAUAUUUGGCUGUCAUUACAAGAAGAUUCUGGUUAAUAAAUACUGUCUGGAAUUUUCUUGCUGAUUUUUUACCCUCACACCGCAGGCCCUGACCACUGAGGUCCACUAUACAAAUGCAAAUUACCUGAAUCAGGCUGCUGGUGACUCACCAACUCCCCUUUAAAGCAACACUGGGUUCGAGGCAGUGACUACUCAGGGUAGAAGCCAUGGCUCACAGAAUCUGUUUCUCCUACUGGCUAUCGAUCUUCUGGUUGGUGGUAACUGUGGCAGAAGGACAAGAAGAAGCAGUCACCCCUCCCAGAAGCUCGCAAGAUAAUGUAGACCCCACGGACUGCCAGAUCUUUACACUCACCCCUCCACCUGUCACAAGAAGCCCUGUGACAAGGAUCCAGCCCAUCACAAGGAACCCAAUGACAAGGAUCCAAUCUAUCACAAGAACACCAAAGUGUCCUUUCCAUUUUUUUCUACCACGAAGGCCCGGAGUCCACAUUAGGUUUCCAAACAGAGCUUUCCUCCCUCCGAAGUGCAACCACCGUGUUCAGUUCUAUCCAUUUUUUUGGCCACAAAGUCGCCUUACUCCUCAUUAUAACUAUUUUGCCAGAAGAAGAUUCUGGACAGGAAGCUCAUCUGAGGAAAGCAGAAAGAAGAGAUAAGCCCCAAACAUGAUGAAGCAAAAGAAGCCAAUGUCUCAGAAAAGACUAUGAGAUUUUUGUUUUCUUUUUCCAAAUUAAAACUAUUGGAUUUAAAGAUUAAGUAUCUUAAACCCCACUGACUAGAUAUCAUUCUCCUUGUCAACAGUGAAGAUAUUGGUUUAUAGUUUAUUCAUGUUUACAAAAUAAGAGCAGUAACAUUAUUCUUAUUUCCAACUUUCUAUGAUCACAGGAUAUCUAUGCAUUUAAAAUCCUAAUUUGGAUAAUUCCAAUAAUUCCUAUCCAUUCUGAAAUGACAGAAGAAUCACUCUUUUAAAUUAGGGUAAAAAACAUUUUAAAAAAUUGAGAUUGUUUUAAACGAAAUGAAGACAUUAACGACACCCUUUUGUACUCACUGGAAACCUUACAGAGCAAGGUGUAUUUACAAAGUGAACUUUAAAAAAGAUUAUAGAAAACUGAAAGCUUUAUUUUAAUCUCUGACAGGGAUGUAUAUAGUGGUUAUUUAUUCAUUGACUAUUAUGUAUUAAUUGAGAUAUAAUUGACAUAACAUUAUAUUAGUUUCAGGUGUACAACUUAAUGAUUCAAUAUUUGUAUGUACUGCAAAAUGAUCACCACAGUGAGUCCAGUUAACGGCCAUCCCCAAACAUAGUUGCAAAAAUUUUUUUCUUGAGAUAAUGUUCAAGAUCCACUCAGUUUUCCAACAACAAGAAAUUAUAAAGAUGAAAACAAAACAAAGUUAUGAGGAGUCUGACUAUAGAUAAUACUUUAAGGCUAUCAUAAACUAAAUUACCUAUUCCCUCUCAAAAAAAAUGUUUUAUCUGUAAAAAAUAAAUGUACUUUAAUGUUAACUUUUUAAACAACCAGUGCAAAUUAGCUUGAUAAGUAUCUCACUGUUUCAUCAUAUAGAUACUAACUUAAAUGAUGCACUUCCCCUAAAACUUUUACCAUGGGUCUAGGCUCAAAAGUCUGAUUAAGUUUACAUGGAUGUUCUCAUAACUCUAGAAUUCCACAGACAUAAGUUCAUACAACUAUAGGAACCUUGUAUUCCGAGAGUGCAAUAUAAAUAACAUGUCCCCCAGAUUGCACUGAUGGUUGUUUCUGUAGCCAUUCUGUAAAAGACUGCUCUGUUUGUGCCGCGCAUCUUGCCUGUAACAUAGGAAUUUUGGUUUUGCAUAUUUGGUCAGUGUCUUACAUCUGUUCCUCCCAAGAACUAUGUACAAAAGAGAGAGAGAGAGACAGAGAGAGAGAGAGACAGAGAGAGAGAGAGAGAGAGAAAG